This is a messenger RNA of Henningerozyma blattae CBS 6284, 498 nucleotides long. It is a transcript of the gene DSS4, whose product is annotated as guanine nucleotide exchange factor DSS4. The transcript has a single exon. The coding region runs from base 1 to 498 and encodes 165 amino acids. The record is from RefSeq and is a predicted model, not a curated record. Gene Ontology annotation, biological process: small GTPase-mediated signal transduction; post-Golgi vesicle-mediated transport. Gene Ontology annotation, molecular function: guanyl-nucleotide exchange factor activity; zinc ion binding. Lineage: Eukaryota; Fungi; Ascomycota; Saccharomycetes; Saccharomycetales; Saccharomycetaceae. Gene Ontology annotation, cellular component: membrane; cytosol.
AUGGAUACUUAUGAGGUCAAAAAAGCAAGAUGCUCCUUUGAUGUAUGUAAGUGUGCAAUUAUAGAUGUUAGGAAUGAAAACUUCACCGAAGGUCAAAUAAGUAAUAAGGAUGUAGUAACUUUGACACCUGAUGUGUAUAACAAAUAUAACUUAAUGCAAAUAAGAGAAAAAGUAGAUAAGUACGGUACACAAAACAAAUUUUUGUUGGUAAAAGAUGUGUGGGAUUUUGAUAACAUAGGUGUCACUAAAGAUAUUGCUUACCAAUCUGAUCUGAGUAAUUUAGAAAAUUCAAUCUUAACUGAUAAGAAUAAUAAAAACGAUAAUAUAAGUUUUCCUUAUGAAGAUACAACUUGGAGAAUAAAGAAAGUUGUAAAAUAUUUAUCAUGUGCCGAUUGUGAUAAGGGCCCGAUUGGAUUUAUUGCACAAGUAGAAGAUAGUAAUAAUAAAGCAUUACAGCAUAAUGUUCAUUUUCUGAGCUUACAUAGUAUAGAUUUAUGA